Chelmon rostratus (copperband butterflyfish) is the source of this 1835-nucleotide messenger RNA. RefSeq names its product phosducin b (gene pdcb). The record is from RefSeq and is a predicted model, not a curated record. The transcript has 4 exons. Bases 77 to 787 code for a protein of 236 amino acids. Gene Ontology annotation, biological process: regulation of G protein-coupled receptor signaling pathway. NCBI's taxonomy places the organism in Eukaryota, Metazoa, Chordata, Actinopteri, Chaetodontiformes, Chaetodontidae.
GUAGACCAGAGCGAGGUUAGCUACUGACACCGAGGGAGGACUUCACUGUGACUGUGGGAGGUAGCUAACCACAAACAUGUCUGACAGAACGAUUGAGCUGGAGGAGACUGCGACCCACACAGGUCCAAAAGGAGUCAUCAAUGACUGGAGGAGGUUUAAGCUGGAAAGCAUGGACCAGGAGAACUUGCCUCCUGCAAAAAGGGAACUGCUGAGACAAAUGUCAUCCCCGAGCAGACCAAAAGAUGACUCCAGAGCAAACCUUAACCGCAAGAUGAGUGUCCAAGAGUAUGAACUGCUUAAAGAGGAGGAUGAGGGAUGUCUAAAGAAAUACAGAAAGCGGUGCAUGCAGGAGAUGCAUGAUAAACUCAGCUUUGGGCCCAAGUUUGAAGGUGUGCAUGACCUGGACAGCGGAGAGGCCUUCCUAGAAGUUAUAGAGAAGGAACAUUACAGCACAGUGGUAGUCGUCCACAUCUACAAGGUUGGGGUCAAAGGUUGUGAGGAGCUCAACAGCUGCCUUGACUGCCUGGCCACCGAGUACCCCACUGUAAAGUUCUGCAGGAUUGAUGCUGUCGCAUCCGGUGCUGCCGAGCGGUUCUCGGAUGAGGUUUUGCCUACGCUGCUGGUGUACAAGGCUGGAGAACUACUUGGGAACUUCCUCGCCUGCACGCAGCACCUAAACGAGGAGUUCUUCGCCACUGAUGUGGAGGCCUUCCUCAACAGCUAUGGGCUGCUGCCAGAGAAAGAGCUACCUGGUUUGGAAGAUGAAGAAGAAAAUGAUGUAGAGUAAACAGAGUUUGGCUGCUGGAGGAGAUGGGAAGCUGUCUCGGGGGGCUGGAUAGAAAGCUAUUAAAGACAAUUUAUGACAUAAGACAAGUUAUUUUCUUGGGCUACGGCAAAUAGAAAAACCCUAACAUCUCCACUAGCUCACUAGUGUUUGAAGACUGUUCUCCAAAGGAGAAAUUUUACAUCCAGUGGGUGAAGAAACCUCAAUUUCUCAGAUAUGGGUGCUGUCAAAUGUGAAUGUGGAUUAAAGUUAGGUGAGGAGAUACAGCGUUUAUUUAUUUAAUGCCCUCACCACCACCCGAACAAAAGCCAAAGCCAUCAAACUGUAAAUUAAAACACAGUAAUUGUAAUGUUUUAUUUUGUAAUGAUAGAAAGUAUUACAUGCUGUAUGUACUUGUAUAAAAUGUAUUCAUUCACAGAUUUUUUUUUGUAGCCUUUGAUUAGGUUGAUCUGUACAUGAGUUAUUUAUAAAUCCAGGGUUUGAUCAAGUGACAUCCUCAAAUGUGACACGAUAUUUAAACUCAUGUGUACAUGCAGUACUUCUGUGUGCCCGUUUUUUGCCAAAAUUAAAAAAAAAGAGAGUUUGAAGAGCAAAGCACAGAAGGAACUCUUCAGACUUAAGAGGCCAAAGCACUCUGGAUGUGGAAACCUCUGUGUGUAAACACACCUGGCCAGUCCAAUAUGACCUACCCCUGCUUCUCCAGCCAGUGUGGCGGGAGACGCAUAUUGUGUCUGGAAAAAGCAUCCAUGAGCCUCCGGUAUUUUUCCAUCAUCAGUGAAACAUCAUCAGUGAGGAGUUUUCUGUGUAUUUUAUAUUGUGAAAAUGGAGAAAGUCAUGGAAAUACACAAAAAGGAAACUUUGGGUCUUGGGUUUUCUUAGUGUGAUGUGAAUCAGCCAACAAGCCCUCAACUCAGCAUGAUGGCCAAUAUCAUCAUCAUCAUCAUCAUCAUCAUCAUCAUCAUCUCAUUUGAUUUUGCUAAGGAUUUGGUUACUAUUUUAAGUUGUGUACUGGAAUAUGAUGAAACAUAGUCUAAUAUACAUCCUGAAUGUC